Penicillium antarcticum is the source of this 1200-nucleotide messenger RNA. RefSeq names its product ATP-dependent RNA helicase eIF4A. The record is from RefSeq and is a predicted model, not a curated record. NCBI's taxonomy places the organism in Eukaryota, Fungi, Ascomycota, Eurotiomycetes, Eurotiales, Aspergillaceae. Gene Ontology annotation, cellular component: nucleolus; catalytic step 2 spliceosome. The coding region runs from base 1 to 1200 and encodes 399 amino acids. The transcript is spliced from 4 exons. Gene Ontology annotation, molecular function: RNA helicase activity; ATP binding; mRNA binding.
AUGGCGGACGGAAUCGACAGACGCGCCGAGGAGCGCAUGGAGUUUAGCACCUCCAAGGAGGUGACAGUGGCGCCUACUUUCGAGGAUAUGCACCUGAAGGAGAGCCUGCUUCGUGGAAUUUACGCUUACGGAUACGAAUCACCUUCGGCCGUGCAAUCGCGUGCGAUUGUUCAGAUCUGCAAAGGUCGCGACACUAUUGCUCAGGCCCAGUCAGGUACUGGUAAAACCGCCACAUUCGCUAUCAGUACUUUGCAGGUCAUUGAUACUGUCGUACGCGAGACCCAAGCUCUGGUCCUGUCCCCGACUCGUGAACUCGCAACCCAGAUUCAAUCCGUCGUCAUGGCUCUCGGUGAUUACAUGAAUGUUCAAUGCCACGCCUGUAUUGGAGGAACAAACAUUGGCGAGGAUAUCCGCAAGCUCGACUACGGCCAGCACGUUGUUUCUGGAACUCCUGGUCGUGUGGCUGAUAUGAUCCGUCGCCGCAACUUGCGCACUCGCCAUAUCAAGAUGCUCGUCCUCGAUGAGGCCGAUGAGCUUCUCAACCGCGGUUUCCGCGAACAAAUCUACGAUGUCUACCGCUACUUGCCCCCCGCGACGCAGGUUGUUGUAGUAUCUGCUACUCUCCCGUACGAUGUCCUGGAUAUGACGACUAAGUUCAUGACCGAUCCCGUUCGUGUCCUGGUCAAGCGUGAUGAGUUGACCCUGGAGGGUAUCAAGCAAUAUUUCAUUGCUGUGGAGAAGGAGGAGUGGAAGUUUGACACACUUUGCGAUCUUUACGACACCCUGACCAUCACCCAAGCAGUCAUCUUCUGCAACACCCGCCGCAAGGUCGACUGGCUCACCGACAAGAUGCGUGAGGCCAACUUCACUGUUUCUAGCAUGCACGGCGAGAUGCCCCAAAAGGAGCGUGACAGCAUUAUGCAAGACUUCCGCCAGGGUAACUCCCGUGUCCUCAUCUCCACUGAUGUGUGGGCCCGUGGUAUCGAUGUCCAGCAGGUUUCCCUUGUCAUCAACUACGAUCUUCCUACCAACCGUGAGAACUACAUUCACCGUAUUGGUCGAAGUGGUCGUUUCGGCCGCAAGGGUGUGGCUAUCAACUUUGUCACCAGUGAUGAUGUUCGCAUCCUGCGUGAUAUCGAGUUGUACUACUCUACUCAGAUUGACGAGAUGCCAAUGAACGUUGCGGACUUGCUUUCAUAA